AUGUCGUGGCGUACCGGUAGCGGCGAUCACACCACAGCUGAGACCGGUGAACAGGAGGGCGCGCCUAGUCCUCCAUCUAUAUUACCAGCGAUGGUCCUUCUCACGAAGAUGGAGAACAAUAACAGCAUCGACAUCACAGAGUCCGGUCUGAAAUCUUCUAAAUAUUUUCUCGAAACCAGCACUACCCAGCAAGCCCUAUCAGAGAAAACACAAUCCUCACCACUUCAACCCACCCCCACAAAAUCGCCACAAAAUCACAACAGUCACCCAAAUCAACCUAACCCCACAUCUCUUCCAAUGUCGCAAGUAAACACAACAACAUGGCGGACAACCGCAGACCACUCCUCAGAUUCAGACGAAGACUAUUUCGAGCUAAACCCAACGCAAGCAAUAUCCGGCCGCAACAUCGAUCCAAUGAAGCUCAAAGUCCUUCUCAGAACCAAAUUCGGCGCAGGAGCAUAUGACAUGCAUCUUAUGCAGAAUUCAUACCGUAUAAGCGCACCGAGAAAACUCUCCAAUAGCGAGAUUGCUAGAUGUAGGCGGAACUAA
Molecule: messenger RNA, 549 nt
Organism: Plenodomus lingam JN3
Lineage: Eukaryota; Fungi; Ascomycota; Dothideomycetes; Pleosporales; Leptosphaeriaceae
Source: RefSeq, a predicted model, not a curated record